Acipenser ruthenus (sterlet) is the source of this 2803-nucleotide messenger RNA. Its product is annotated as P2Y purinoceptor 11-like. Gene Ontology annotation, molecular function: neurotransmitter receptor activity; G protein-coupled ATP receptor activity. The record is from RefSeq and is a predicted model, not a curated record. The transcript has a single exon. Lineage: Eukaryota; Metazoa; Chordata; Actinopteri; Acipenseriformes; Acipenseridae. Gene Ontology annotation, cellular component: plasma membrane. The coding region runs from base 813 to 1739 and encodes 308 amino acids. Gene Ontology annotation, biological process: G protein-coupled receptor signaling pathway; cellular response to ATP; calcium-mediated signaling.
GCUUUUCAAAGCAAGGCAGCUUUUGCGGAGUAAAUAAAUAAAGCGAAGCAAAAACCUAUCGGGAAUACGCGCUGACGCAAAGAUUUUGUCGGGCGUUGUGCAAUUGUGUCAGAGCUGGGAGGGGGUGAUAAACGAGCAGGGGCAUGUCAAUUCGCUCGCGCCUUCCCUCCUCAUCUAGAAAAGGGACCGCACGCAUCCAAAUUUACGACUUUGAAUCGCUGGAUUUACAAGCACAAAAGUUUCAGACUUUUGUAGACACACUAUUUUUAAUCCGAGCUGAUCUGCAACUGAAUGAGGAAGUUUUUUUUUUCUUCCUGUUUUCGAUUUGAAGAUACCAACUCCUGUACCAGCAACGCCAUUUCUUGUUUCACCUACAAGGCAAACACAAUCUUCUCCUAAUAAAUAACUAAAUAAUUUUUAUAAUUUUUCGUUAAAUGCCUAGUAUUACAAGAAUGGGCUGCUUUGGAAUAUAACGAAAUAAUUCAUUUUAAUUUUUGUAUGUGUUGUUGUUUUUUUUUUCUUUUUUGCAUUUUCGAAAAGCACAUCUCUUACUUUUCAUUUUGAAUUCUCUAAAAGAUCUGGGAUUGCUUGCCGUACAUAUCCUUCUAUCAACGCGGAAUAAAACCUUUGUAUGAUUUUUGGGAACUGUUUAAGCAGUAACUGUACUUCAGCAAGUGUUGCGUUUUCAAAGACUUUACUUUUCUAAACAUUUGAACAAACGUUUCCGAUGUAUGAUGUUUUUUUUAUUAUUAUUUUUCUUUUUGCUUUUAAAUUAAAUGAACUUUUUAGAUUGUAAUAUAUUUGUAUGAAAAAUGUCAAACUGUACAACAAACAUUAAUUCUACUUUUCAAGCAAACUUUUUGCCUCCGGUAUUCGGGGUGGAGUUUUGCGUGGCACUUUUGGGCAACAGCCUGGCUAUAUGGCUUUUGCUAACACGAGAAAGAAGACACUGGCACACAGGAAUCGUCUUUGUCUUUAACCUGGCUGUUUGCGACCUCCUCUACGUGCUGUCCUUGCCCCUGUUAAUCGGCUACUAUACGAAUGACAAGAACUGGAUCUUCAGCGACGCGCUCUGUCGGAUAGAACGGUUCCUGUUUACCUGCAAUUUAUACGGGAGCAUCUUUUUCAUCACCUGCAUCAGCCUGAACCGCUACGUGGGGAUUGUGCACCCGUUUUUCAUGCGCAGCUACGUGCAACCCAAGCACGCCAUGAUGGUCAGCCUCGCGGUGUGGUUCUUGGUGAUCGGCAUUUGCUCGCCCGUCUUCCAUUUCUCGAUGACGGAGAAGAAGGGAAACACAACGGAGUGUCUGGGAAGCGCGACGGAUGAUAAAAUCACAGAGUACAUUCCCUAUAGCUUGUUCCUGGCCUCCUUCGGAUGCGCGUUGCCGUUUUUGGCUACUUUCGCUUCCUAUUUUGCCAUCCUGGUGGUGGUUUGGAAAAACGAUAACAUUACAAAUGCAGAGAAAAGAAAAAUAGGGGUGAUGAUUUUCACAGUCAUUGUACUGUACGUGGUCUCCUUCAUCCCCUACCACGUUCUUCGUAACGUUAACCUGUUUAAUAGAGAUGAUAGCUGCUCCCGACCCCCCAGCAUGAAAAUCUAUGAUGGCUACCAAGUUAGCAAAGUACUGGUUACUUUGAACAUGUGCAUCCAUCCGCUGCUCUACGUAUCGGUUUUCGACAGCAUGAGGGCUAUUUGUGGACUGUCCACCUCUAGCGACUCAACAGACAGGUACAAAUGAGACGCUGCAAACUCCAGUGGACUCUUAGCUAGCUGUUAUGAACGCGCCACCUUAUAGCUGCAACACGGCCGCGUAAAUGGAAGUGUCUGCACGCCUGAUUUCAGCUUGCAGUUUUAUAAUGAGCUUGACGGUGUGCAGCGGGGACACACAUACAGGACUGCAUUCUCUGAGCUCUUUUGACUGCAGGGGUGGUAUAAACAGCAACGCGAUGAAAACAUUGAAGAACAAACUUUUUGUUUUCCUUUCGUAGGGGGUGCAAUAUAACAACAACAAAAAAGCAAGUCCUGUUAUUAUUUGUUUCUCAAAAUAUGUUGCCCUUCAUCUAACAGUAGAGGAUUCUUAUACUGGGUAUUUGUGUCUAUUCUUAGAAAUAUGUAAAAACAAAAUGUGAAAAAACACAGGGUUAUAUUCACAAAAUGUUUACCGCCAUGCUUAGCUAACACCAGCUUUUUAAAUUUAUUUUGUUAAAAAGCUUAAAAUAAUACUGUUAACGCAUUUGCCAAACUGAUCACACAUUUCACUCGUAAACACACACACAGCAAAACUCUGAAAGCACACUAAAGCUGAGGGAACACAAAGUCACUUUGUGGCUUGGAACUUGGUUUCAGGAGACCAGGUUUCGGUGCCAAUGCAUGGCACACCAGGGGAGACCUGGGGUUUAAUACAGCAACCUCAAACUAGGUCUCCCGGUCCUGGAACCAGGUUUCAAGCCACUGCUCUUGAAAAACUGUCUUUGUGUUCCUCAGCUUCACACACCUGUUUCCUUUGAGAGUGGUUCCUUCUCCAAAUGCAGGUAUCUUGUGUAAUUGCCACAAUCAACGCUGGGUUAUUUAAACAGGUGUUCCACUGCUGGAAACUCCAUCAGCACAACUUAAUAAAGAUUGCUUCACAUGAGAAUCAUGCAGAAGAAGCCUCCAUAAGAGGAGAAGCUCAGCUUUUAUUGUCACAAGAGAGCUAGGAGCUGCUUUUACAUCUACACACAUGUAUGAUAUGUCUGUUUUUAUUAUUCAUUUAAAAUGUAUCACAAAAUUGUAAAAAAAAAAAAAAAUAUAGUGUAGAUCUCG